AUACGACCAAUAUUCGUGUCUCACUCUCACUUACGCUCCCGUCGCACAGCACAUCCGAGGAUAAACAAGCAAGGCAUUCAAUCCCCUAAGCACAUGGGCUCUCACUUAUAGGCCUGCAGCCAUCUCAGAGAUUCGGCGGCAAAGUACCACAAAGAUGAACGGCAUCCUCCACCGCUACACUCCCCGUCUCGUCGCUUUCGAGCACAUCCCUCCCAAUCUCUCCUCCAACUCCAACCCCUCACCAGCCACCGCUACACCCAAAAACUUCAUCCUCUUCAUCGGCGGCCUCGGCGACGGCCUCUUAACCAUCUCAUACCCAUCCACUCUCGCCCACCACGUCCCCACGGACUGGACCGUCGUCGAAGUCCUGACGAGCUCGAGCUAUAAGGGCUGGGGAACGGGGAGUCUGGACAGAGAUGUGAGAGAGUUGGGACGGUGUGUGGGGUAUUUUCGGGACGUGCAGGCAGGGACGGAGAAUGGAGGGAAAGGAGGGAAAAUUGUGCUGAUGGGUCACUCCACCGGAUGUCAAGAUAUUAUGGCCUACCUCACCUCCUCCUCCCCCUCCUCCUCCUCCUCUCAUCCCCGUCCAGCAAUUGACGGCGCGAUCCUCCAAGGUGCCGUCAGCGAUCGCGAAGGCAUCAAAGCCGCCAUCUCCCCAGAUACAUACUCCACCAUCGUCACACUAGCCAGAUCCUAUAUCUCCCAAAACAAAGCUUCCGACAUCCUCCCCCAAAAUCCCCUCAGUAAACUCUUCGGCGCAAGCAUGACUCCCACCCGUGCACUUUCACUUCUCUCUCCUGAUCACGACGGCGACGACGACUAUUUUAGCUCAGAUCUUAGUGAAGCCCAGAUCGCCGAGACAUUUGGUAGGAUUCCGGCGCGUACGCCGGCCAUGUUUUUGUUGAGUGGCGAGGAUCAGUUUACCCCGGGUUUUGUAGAUAAAGCGGCAUUGCUGACAAGGUGGACAGAGAUGGUGAGGAAAGGGGGUGGGGUUGUGGAUAGCGUGAACGGAGGCGUGGUGAGAGGAGCGAGUCAUAAUUUGAAUGGGGAUGGGGAGGAUGUUGUUAUGGAUCUUGUGGGCAGGGUUGUGCGGUUUGUGAAUGGUCUAGAAUUAGGGGAGAUCGGGAAGGUGGGGGGUGGUGGGAGAUUGUAAGUUUUCAAUAGGAUUCAAAGAAUUUGAGAACGAGUUUACUUUUUCACAAGGGAGAUGAUGAGAGUGAAGUCAAGCAUAAGAAGGAGAACAAGAAGAUGACGAAGGGACUUAUCACAGAAGUUGAGGAGCAUAGGUAUGAAAAGACCGGUAUGUAUGAGGAUGGGGAUGUGGAGAUUGAGAUAGAGCAGGUAAAAAUCAACUGGAAGAAGGAAGAUGACCAGGAAGAGGGGGUCUUUGGUUGCAUGAAGGCUGGUUGGCUUGUUUGAAAUGGUGUUCGGUGACUCUUACGUAUCGCAUGCGCUAUUCUGCGGAGCUACUUCACGCCAGCCAAGAGCGCAGAGCUUGGCGGCUGUAAAAAGAUGGGAGAGCAGGCAGUCUGGUGAAGCGAAUUCCUGAGGAGCCAAUGUACAAUAUAGCGUAGUAGCUA
Lindgomyces ingoldianus is the source of this 1580-nucleotide messenger RNA. Its product is annotated as DUF1749-domain-containing protein. Lineage: Eukaryota; Fungi; Ascomycota; Dothideomycetes; Pleosporales; Lindgomycetaceae. The transcript has a single exon. The record is from RefSeq and is a predicted model, not a curated record. Bases 155 to 1153 code for a protein of 332 amino acids.